Molecule: messenger RNA, 3007 nt
Organism: Echinops telfairi (small Madagascar hedgehog)
Lineage: Eukaryota; Metazoa; Chordata; Mammalia; Afrosoricida; Tenrecidae
Gene: RFTN2
Product: raftlin family member 2
Exons: 9
Coding region: 435-1943 (502 amino acids)
Source: RefSeq, a predicted model, not a curated record
UGAAUAGAUCUUCCACUUGUGGAUAAUUACACCGAAGUUGCACUUUUGCCUUUUGAUUUCUGUGUUUGGACACCUCUUUCUCACCCAGCCAACUGAGACAGACAAAGCGCGGUUGGUGCCCUAAGCGCCAGAACUCUGGUAGGGGGCUGGCUGUAAAUUGACGUGGCAUGGAAAUUCUCUGCUAAAUUGUAACAGCUUGCUUUUUCCUCUAAAACCAAGCCCAGUCUCCCGGAGCUGUAGCUUAAUCAUGGGUCCAGCGACUUUACAGAAAGAUGCAUAGAAAAAGGCUUCGGCUCCUUUUUUGGGCUCCAAAGUUUUCUGUUGGAGUAUUUAUAGUUUAGCGGAAAACAAAAUCAGUUCAGUCUGCAGCUCAAACAACAGCCUUCGCUGCUCGCCCUCCCUUUCCUGCCAUUUAAUUCCUUGCAGAUUUUGCCAUGGGGUGCGGACUUAGAAAGCUAGAGGAUCCGGAGGACAGCAGUCCUGGAAAAAUAUUUUCUACCCUGAAGAGACCGCAAGUGGAAACAAAGACAGAGUUUGCUUACGAAUAUAUAUUGCUGGAUUUUACUUUACAAGCCUCAUCAAACCCAGAAGUCAUCAAGAUAAAGUCGGUUCUGGACAUAGUCACAAAAGUGGAAGACUACUACCUGCAAGGCUAUAUUGUUGGCGCUGUUCAUCCAGUUAUACAGGCUGUGGGGCAGCAAAAACACCUGCCAGCAAGAUCCCUCUACCGAGCGGUGCUCUGGCGCACGAAAUUAAGCCCCAAACAUUCAACAGCACCUGGCGGACAACGACGCGCGAGGCUUGUGAUCGAGGAAUUUCCCCUAACUUAUGAGAUGCAAGCAAAUGACACAGCGAAAGAACUGAUCGGCAAGGUGAAUGCAGCUGCUCAGAGAGGAGUGAGGUUCGUUGGAUUCGUACCACAGCAUGGUCCUCCGGCUGAGUUCUGCAAUGGAAGCAGCCUUGCCCCCACGGAGACAGAAGCAGAACCCACGCCGUCCGGGAGGCGCGGCUCACGUGAAAACUGUGGAAGUUGGCAGGAAGGAACGUUAAGUGGGCAGUCAUCUGAAAGUGGGAUCGAGGACGAGUUUCAUCGAGAAAGCAACACAUCUCAGAUGGGUCAAGACGGCAGCCCCGAUUUCUCAAAAUCCAGAACGGGAGAAGAUAACAAGUUGUAUGCAGUCUACAAUGUUUUUAAUGACGAAUCAACCUGCUGGACCUAUCAGGAAGGCCUUCUGUCAAUGAAAGUAACAAGAAAAGGAGCUGCCAUUUGUACACUCGAUGCUGACUGGCUAGAGCUAACUACAUACUAUUAUAAGCAAGGCUUGUCUUUAAUUGACUCUUUUGUAUGCUGGGAAACACCUACAGGGGACUAUUUGCCCAAAUCUUUGGAAGGAUUAUUUAUCUAUGAAGAAAGUUCUGGAGACCCAGGUUCUAGCCAGAAAAGAAAUGAUGCCAUCAUUGUAGAGCAAUGGACCGUGAUUGAGGGCUGGGAAAUCAAAUCGGACUAUGGCCCUCUGCUGCACACUCUGGCCGAGUUCGGAUGGCUUCUGACAAGUGUGUUGCCCACCCCUGUACUGAAACACGACAGAGAAGGGAAUUUGGCUACAAAGCAGGUGGUGUUCCUUCAGAGGCCAGUGAUGUGGAAUUCAGCCGCUCAGACACCAGAGGGGAAAAGCAACCGCCCUGUAAAAGGUGACUCCAAGAACAAGUUAACCAACAGGAGCGUUGGCUCUGACACGGCCACCUCAAAACCGACAGAGCGCGGACCCCCGCCUGAGGAGCGCCCCCUCUCUGUGUCAAGUGGAUGUGGGCUGAACGAGGAGAGGGCCACGCGGUACGGCAGUGUCACCGGCCUCAGCAGCAAUGACAGUGCCCUCCGGGAGUUAGACGAUGACGGACAGUUCGAUCCGGAAGAUGGAGGCACUCAGGUCACUUGCAUGUGAGCAAGGAGGUAAAGGAACGGAAGGCCCUAUAAAUACUUGUGGAAAUGAUAGCCAACGGACCCUACUCUGGCUGCAAGUAUGUACUGCUCUGACUCCGGCCAGACUCAGACAUGCCUCUAAUCUGUAUAAGCUUCCACCCGACCUCUAAGACAAGGAAGGAUAGCCAGUGUUUCUAAAUUUAGAAUUGUGUUUACACUUCUCUCAAUUAAAACAGCUGUUUAAACAGAUGUUUCCAUAGCUUGGUAAGUGAUAAUCUCCUUCAGUUUCUUGUGAAUGUACAACAUGCACUUUUAUGCUGUUCCUGGGAGGAAGACUAAAUAUCUCGAUCUGUAUGUUACUCAGCUAGAGAGUUCUCAGGAAAGCAGUCUUAACAUAUGCUGAAAAAUCAUCUCUCCUUAUCUCUCUGUCUCUCACACACAUACACACACAUCUAGACACAAAUAAAGGCCUACUUAAGGAACAGAAAUCGCCACAAUCCAAAUGUUGUCUUCAACUAUGGACCUGUGCAAAAACAACCCCUUACUCCUGAAAUACUUUGGGGCAAAAAAACAAAUCCUUUUUCUAUGUCUUGCUUUUACAGAGUCACCAGGGGUUUAUUAAGCCAUGUUUCUCCUAACGGCCUAGAAUUAAAGAGAGCAAAGGUGCAUCCCUUAAAGUGCAAUACUACAAAAAAAAAGUUCAAUACUACAAGAACUAACAAUCUCCAUGUGUGAAAAACUGGACAAGAAAGAUUCAUUUGCUUUCUUUUAAAAUGUAUUAUGGGAGGGGGCGGCAAUGAGCAUUAAGUGCAAAGGGAAGUCUUUUACAUCUAUAUAGAUGUCAAUAAUGCUGUUAUGUUGACUUGCUAAAUCCUGUGGGGUAGGAAGGUACGCAGUCACCCCCUGCUCCAUCUCUGCUUUUCAUGCCUCUGUUAGUGGGAUGCCUUUGCCAUGGCCUCGCCACAAGUGCAAACAGGUAAAGAUUAAAAUUCCACAAGCUCAAGAGCAUUCAUUUUUCUACAGAAGGCUUGCUUUGAAAAGUGAGAACUGUCGAAUAAAUUCCAACUGACUAUACCAUUGAAUUCA